AUGUACGAACAUGCUCCUCCUCAGCACUAUGGGUCCUAUCAUGGGAUGGAUCGCAGACCCCUCGCAUCGAAACCAAUUUACCAGGUGAAUCCGAAUAUUCCACCUCCUCCUCAACAUCACGUAAACCAAUGGAACAAACAUCGGGUGAUGCACCAUGCACCACCACCACCCCCGCCUCCAUCAGGUCCCUACUAUGAAAAUCAUCAUCAUCACCACAAUCGCCAUUAUCAUCAUAUCCCGCCCCCUCCUCCACCAUCUCACCAUCACAAUCAUCAAUUUCACCAAAUUCCACCUCCUCCACCCCCACCACCGCGACCCCACCAUCAGGCUCAUCAAAUCAAUCCACGACAGCUCAACAUGAACCAACUCAUGAAACCUGUGCUUAAAACACCACAACUGAUGAAGCCCAAGAAACAAGCGAUGAUGGACAACGUCGCUCGCGCCCUUCCUUUCAAGAGUCCAACUACUCUAAACUUUGAACGGAUGCUAAGUGCUGCCGAUAUUAUUGAAAAGGAAGCAUCUAGCGAAAACACAGAUCCAAACUCUCAAGCGGAACAAGAAUCCAACAAGCGCCGCAAGCACAGUCAUGACUUUGAGUCGAAUGCAUUGAAACCCAUCCAAGAAUCGCCUUCAACCCCUCUGAAGCCGAUCGCGAGACGAUUGAGUGAUCCUACACACAAUAGCCCCUUUGCCAAACGGAUAGCUUCUUCGAAGAAUGACGACCCAUUUGUUCAAAUCCUGCAAGACAAGUUACUUUACAAGAAGCUUGUCCUCACAAUGGCUCUCCAAAGACAACCCAAAGAGUUGGCGCAAAAGGAAGAGUCGAAACCCCCAGCCAAGGUCAUAGUGGAGGGUUUCUAUUGGAAAGAGUACCCACCAUGUGAGCAAACCUUAUACGAUUCCAUGGAAGACUACUACGAGCUGUCAACACAACAGAGGCAGUCGAAACAUCAACAGUCAUUCAAUAACGCGCUAGUGAAAAAGGUCCGAGAAGUAGCGGCUUCCAACGGGUGGGAGUUCGAACCUUCUUUCAGCGACAAGAAACUCCGGGACAGAAUUCGAUGCUUCUUCAAGACACAUCUUCAAAACGCGAAGAAGCGUCUUACAACGAUGCAAAAGCAUUCUGAUUCAUUUGAGCACAAAGCGACACUUAGAGGGCUAAUAAAUGCUGCUGAGGCAUCAGGCGUUUUGGGGGGAAAGAAACAAGAUGUUUCCGCUGGAGAUGCUCCUCCAGCGUCCAAGAGACGUCGCUCUGUCAGCUAA
This is a messenger RNA of Cylindrotheca closterium, 1263 nucleotides long. Lineage: Eukaryota; Bacillariophyta; Bacillariophyceae; Bacillariales; Bacillariaceae. The record is from the annotation of a GenBank genome assembly.